AUGUUUUAUAUAAUUGGAUUGGGAUUAUCAGACGAAACUGAUAUCACCAUUAAAGGUCUUGAAGCAAUUAAAUCAUGUGAAAGGAUAUACUUAGAAGCAUACACUAGUGUUUUAAUGGUUUCAAAAGAAAAAUUGGAAGAAUUUUAUGAUAAGAAAUUAAUCCUUGCUGAUAGGGAAAUGGUAGAAUCUCAAAGUGAUAAAAUUUUAUCUAAAGCUGAUAAAAUAAAUGUAGCAUUUUUAGUUGUAGGAGAUCCAUUUGGUGCUACAACUCAUACCGAUUUAAUUUUGCGUGCACGAGAGCUUAAGAUUCCUGUUAAAAUUAUACAUAAUGCAUCAAUAAUGAAUGCAAUUGGGGCAUGUGGAUUACAACUUUAUAAUUUUGGUCAAACAGUUUCAAUCCCUUUUUUUACUGAAUCUUGGCAUCCUGAUAGUUUUUAUGAACGCAUUAAAGAAAAUCGAUCUUUAGGAUUACAUACUUUAUGUUUAGGUAAUAAAAUUUAUGAACCACCACGUUAUAUGACAGUGAACCAAGCAAUUCAACAAUUAUUAGAAAUUGAAGAAAUUCGACAAGAGAAAGCUUAUACAGGUGGAACAAUAGGUAUAGGAAUUGCUUGUCUUGGUUCAAUCACUGAACAAAAAAUUAUAGGAGGUACAUUAAUUCAAUUGCUUGAGGAGGACUUUGGGCCUCCGUUACAUUCGCUUGUUAUAGUAGGGAGUAAACUACAUAUACUAGAGGCUGAUUAUAUGAGAUAUUUUGUUAAAGAUAAAAAAAAUUUUGAUGAAAUUGUAAAAAAUCAAACUAUUUAA
Messenger RNA from Entrophospora sp. SA101, 807 nucleotides. NCBI's taxonomy places the organism in Eukaryota, Fungi, Glomeromycota, Glomeromycetes, Entrophosporales, Entrophosporaceae. The record is from the annotation of a GenBank genome assembly.